Stegastes partitus (bicolor damselfish) is the source of this 1469-nucleotide messenger RNA. RefSeq names its product cyclin P (gene ccnp). The coding region runs from base 48 to 1100 and encodes 350 amino acids. Lineage: Eukaryota; Metazoa; Chordata; Actinopteri; Pomacentridae. The record is from RefSeq and is a predicted model, not a curated record. The transcript has 8 exons.
GCGGGCCUGUAGAUCGCUGGCAGGCGGUGGAAGCAGACGAGCCCAGGAUGGCCAUGGUCAAAACGGAACCAGAAUGCAGAUGGGAAAGGAGGCUAACAACCAGUGAAAGCAUCAUCAUGGGCUUUCAUGAAGACAGUGGGAUGUGCUCAGCAGGUACCUGUAUGGCAGAUGGGUGUGUGGAGGAGCCUGUGCUCCUUUACCCUCAUGGCCUGAAGGGUCUGCACAGCUUACAGGCCUUAGUUCCCAGCUUGCUGCGGCAUGAAGUAGAGAUUGCACUGGAGAAACUGGGGCUCACAUUGGACCGGAUGUAUGCCUGGGAGAUGUUCUUAGACAUGAUGAAAAGUCAAACUCGGAACUCUUUUCCCAACGCUGACCUCCCCCGGAAUUUCACUGAUGCCACUCGAGCCAUCCUCGUGGACUGGAUCAUUCAAGUUCACGAGAUGAUGCAUUUCCAAGAAGAGACUCUCUAUCUUGCCAUACACCUCCUCAACUACUCCCUGCGACAGAUCAAGGUGACCACAGCCAACCUCCAGCUCCUCGGCAUGGUUUGCCUCUUCCUUGCAGCAAAGAAGGAAGAGAGUCAUCUCCCUGAGGUGUCAGAGCUCUGCUACUUGAUGGAUCACACCUACACAAAGCAUCAGCUGCUGCGGAUGGAGCGUAAAGUCCUCUAUGGGCUUAAGUUUGAUCUGUCCUACUGCCCCCCAUUGCAUUUCCUUCUUCUCUUUGCCUCCAUCGCUCGCUGCAGUGCGAUGGUGGUGUGGAUGGCUCGGUAUCUGCUGGAGCUGUCUCUCCUGGAGGGCCAGUGCGUGGUGUUUUUGCCAGCACAGCUGGCUGGAGCGGCCCUCUGCCUGGCUCGCCAAGUCCUGCAGGAGCCUCCGACAGCAGAGGGGGAGGCUGCCUGGUGUCUGGCCUCCAGCAUCCAUGCCGGCAGUGAGACUACUCUGCUGAGGGUCAUGCACAUUCUAGCCAGCGCUGCAGCCAAGGCCCAUACUCAAGAGACCUGUGCUACUUUUAGUAAAUUCUCCUCCCCAGAGACCUUGCAUGUCAGUAGACACCCGGGUCUGAAGAACGCCCCUGGUCUGCUGGGUGUAUGCACAUGACAAAGUUGACUGGAAGGAGCUUAAUUAUGCACCUCUGCUUCAAUGUACGCACCGUAUCAAACAAGGCCUUGACUCCUUGUGGUCCAACCCUCUGGCCAAGGCAUUAUGUUCCUGGCCAUGGAUCCUGAGGAGCUACCAUGUAAAUGGGUGAGGAAGAAGUGAGAGAUUUGAUUCCAGGCAUGAAUGCCAUGCAUUUUGCAUGCAUGUGAUUUAGCCAACUUAGUUGCACACCUGUUUUAUGAUCUUAUCUUGCAGCCAAUUUAGAAAAUAUUUGAAUUGUGUCCUUGUUUUGUCAUUUGUGGAAAGGUUGUGGGCUGUCUAUCAAAUGAUAUGAGGAAGUUUUAAUGUAAAAAUAAAGUGUCUGCUGCA